ACAGGUCUCUCAAGUUAGUACCUGAGAAGAUGAUGAUCACACAUAUGUGUCACUUCUACAUGACCAGACUGGGGCUUCUUUUUCUGAUUAAUAUUCUCCCUGGAACGACUGGCCAAGGGGAAUCAAGACGACAAGAACCUGGGGACUUUGUAAAGCAAGAUAUUGGCGGACUCUCUCCUAAGCAUGCCCCAGAUAUUCCUGAUGACAGCACUGACAACAUCACUAUUUUCACUAGAAUCUUGGAUCGUCUUCUGGAUGGUUAUGAUAACCGACUGAGACCCGGACUUGGAGAUGCCGUGACUGAAGUGAAGACUGACAUCUAUGUGACCAGUUUUGGCCCUGUGUCUGACACGGACAUGGAGUACACCAUUGAUGUAUUUUUUAGACAGACAUGGCAUGAUGAGAGACUGAAAUUUGAUGGACCCAUGAAGAUCCUUCCACUGAACAAUCUCCUGGCUAGUAAGAUCUGGACUCCUGACACCUUCUUUCAUAAUGGCAAGAAAUCAGUGGCUCAUAAUAUGACCACACCGAACAAGCUGCUCAGACUGGUAGACAAUGGAACCCUUCUCUAUACAAUGAGAUUAACAAUUCAUGCUGAGUGUCCUAUGCAUUUGGAAGAUUUUCCCAUGGAUGUGCAUGCCUGUCCACUGAAGUUUGGAAGCUAUGCCUAUACAACAGCUGAAGUGGUUUAUUCUUGGACUCUUGGGAAGAACAAAUCUGUGGAAGUGGCACAGGAUGGUUCUCGCUUGAAUCAGUAUGACCUAUUGGGCCAUGUUGUUGGGACAGAGAUAAUUCGGUCAAGUACAGGAGAAUAUGUUGUCAUGACAACCCAUUUUCAUCUCAAGCGAAAAAUUGGCUACUUUGUAAUCCAGACCUACUUGCCAUGUAUCAUGACUGUGAUUCUGUCACAAGUGUCUUUUUGGCUCAACAGAGAGUCUGUCCCUGCCCGCACAGUCUUUGGUGUCACCACUGUUCUCACCAUGACCACCUUGAGUAUCAGUGCCAGAAACUCCUUACCUAAAGUGGCAUAUGCGACGGCCAUGGACUGGUUCAUAGCCGUCUGUUAUGCCUUUGUAUUUUCUGCACUGAUUGAAUUUGCCACUGUCAACUACUUUACCAAGCGGAGUUGGGCUUGGGAAGGCAAGAAGGUACCAGAAGCCCUGGAAAUGAAGAAGAAAACACCAGCAGCACCAACAAAGAAAACAAGCACCACCUUCAACAUUGUGGGGACCACCUAUCCCAUCAACCUGGCCAAGGACACUGAGUUCUCCACCAUCUCCAAGGGCGCCACUCCCAGUGCCUCCUCAACUCCGACAAUUAUUGCUUCACCCAAGGCUACAUAUGUGCAGGACAGCCCCGCUGAGACGAAGACCUACAACAGUGUCAGCAAGGUUGACAAAAUUUCCCGCAUCAUCUUCCCUGUGCUCUUUGCCAUAUUCAAUCUGGUCUAUUGGGCCACAUAUGUGAACCGGGAGUCAGCGAUCAAGGGCAUGAUCCGCAAACAGUAGAUAGUGGUGGUGGCCCGGCAACUAGAGCACUGCAUACCCCAUGAAGCAUCCAGGCAUCUAAACCCCGGGGCUCCCCUCUGUGUGUUUCAGGAUUUUUCUUUUUCACCCCCUUCCAAGCUCUGACUCUCAAUUCAUAUUUAUGAAUCUCAAUGAAAGUCCAACGACAGAAAAAUUACUCGUCCCUCUGACAUUGCUUAGUAUUCCCCCAUCCGAGCCAAACACUGCCAUUUGUCCAGCUGCUCAUCUUAGUCUACCAGUCUCCCCCAGCUGAGGGCACUGCAUGUAUUUUAUUGCACUCUGCCCACUGCAGAAAGAACUGGGGACUCUGCUCCCUAAAGUGGUAGCCUUUGCUAUUUGAGAGGUAUAGACUGAGAAGAUUUGUUGACUGGUUUAGACCAGACAACUCUUACUCACUUGGGAGCCAGGCGGGGCUAUCACAUAUAGUCCUGUCUGCCACCUCUUCUGCCUACUGCAUAAGAACUAACCUGUGUUCAUCAUCCCCAAUCCCUUUCUUGGCUUGGAAGUUAGUGAGGACAAUCAAGGCUCAAAACUAUCAACCAUGUAUGGUCAAAACAAACAAAACCCACUGGGCCAGACUGGCACCAAGAUGGCUGGAGCCCUGUGAGGUUCAGCCCCUCAGGAAAGUACACUUGUGCUUGGUAUAGCUCUCUUCCAGGAAAUUUCUCUUCAAUGCCUUU
Messenger RNA from Marmota flaviventris (yellow-bellied marmot), 2206 nucleotides. It is a transcript of the gene Gabra3, whose product is annotated as gamma-aminobutyric acid type A receptor subunit alpha3. Gene Ontology annotation, molecular function: extracellular ligand-gated monoatomic ion channel activity; GABA-A receptor activity. Gene Ontology annotation, biological process: monoatomic ion transmembrane transport; chloride transport; gamma-aminobutyric acid signaling pathway. Lineage: Eukaryota; Metazoa; Chordata; Mammalia; Rodentia; Sciuridae. Gene Ontology annotation, cellular component: membrane. The record is from RefSeq and is a predicted model, not a curated record.